CCAUUUAAUUUAACCCCGUUCACUUCCCAUUUUGUUUUCUGUUUUUUGUUGUGUCAAUGAAAAUCUGGAAUCAAAUUGUAAAAAAAUGUGUUCACUUAGUAAUUUCGUUUUCGUUGGAAGAAUCAUUUUACACAAAUGAGCUAGAUGGGAGAAAACGAUAAUUUCCCGUUUCCUGAAUUAUGUGGGACGGGUUUGUGCCCGUUUCCUAGCGGAAAAACGACACUGUGCUUAAAUGAGCACCCACGUUCGAAUCCCACCAGCCGCAAUUUUUUUUUCUUUUGUUCCACACUUCCGCUAGCGGAAUCCGACGUCGUUUCGCCUUCUCACCUCCCUCCACUUACCUCUCCCUUCAAUCUUUUUCCGUGCAAAGCUCCAGCCGGCGACCAAGCUUUCAUCCGGCGCUGAGCCUCUUCCCUCCUCCUGCCGACGCCAAGCUUCUUCCCUCUUCUUGGAAACUCGAACGGCGUCGAUUUUCAUCCCUUAUGUGCGUAGUUUCAUGAGGCGAAGAGACGAUCGAGACCACCACCCCUGCCGCGCCGCCGUCAUCUGCCCAGACCACCACCCCUCAUCUUCCUCUCAUUCCCGCGACGCCAUCAUCUUUCUUCCUCGCCAGCCCCCGCGCUGCCAUCAACGACCAACCAACUCCGGCCCCAUCAUCGAGAGAGGGCCACUUUACCUUCUUGUUUACCUGGAACCAAAAGCCAAAAGGUCAAGGCUUUUUUAAUUGUUUGUUUGGCUAAAUUAUGGAUUAAUGAUGUCUGUGGAACUCAACAAUGGUGACAGGUAUGGAUUGUGGUGAUAUAGGGGGAUGAACAUGGACGGAUUGAAGCACAAGCAAUUGCGAAUUGUUGUGAUGCUUUGUAUUUUGUUUAUUUGUAGUUUAAAAACUAUAUAAUUCGAAUUAAAAAUGAUGAUAAUAAUUAGGGUUGUAUGAUACUCAAUGAAUAAAAUUAUGAUAAUCAAUUAUCAGAAAACAGUAAUGAAAUAACUAAACAGGUUUUCGUUUUUAAGAUUCAGUUUCUGAACUUAUAAAAAGUCUCAGCUAAACAAGGUUUUUUCAGGUUUUGUUUUUCAGAAAACGACAACUUCGUUUUCAUUUUAGUUUUGUUUUCUGUUGUGACAGCUAACAGAAAUGGAAUGGCAAGUAAACGGCCCAUUAACUUGCCAAAUCAAAAACCGGUUUGACUUGUUGUAUAUGAGUAUAUGACAUGGGAGUUGAUAAAGGUCGUCCUAACAAUUACUAAUGAUCGUCCUAAAAAACAACAAAGUUACACUUUUAACCUUUUGACAUCUUUACCUUUCCUUUAGCAAACAAACACCACAUUCACUUAGAAAACAAAAAACACUCAUUCACUUAGCAAACAAACACCACAUUCACAAUAUUUUUUUCAUAAUUGAAUUCAUAAAAAUAUUCGAAUUUAAUUUUUAUAAUAAAUUAUAAACCGUACAACUUAUUUAUAAUUAACUACAAUUAUUUCUAAUUAUUACAUAAUUCACAAUAUUUAAUAACAAUUUUUAUUAAUUAAUUGAAUUAAAAUUAUUUAAAAAUCAACCAAACCGAAGUCAACAUUCGGUUGCAGGCGAUGCGGAACGCGGAGCUUUACCUUCUUCUCCGGCGAGCACGGACGGCAGGCGAGAGGAGGGCUGACGACGACGGCUGGGCGACCACGCGACAGCUGGCGCUGGGGGCGAAGACGGCGACUGCUGGCGACGACGCUGCGCGACUCCGACUCCAGCGGCGUGGGUUGCGGCGGCGGACGACGCUGCGGACUGACGCGACGCCGACUCCGGCGGCGUGGGUUGCGGCGGCGGACGACUCCGGCGGCGUGGGCUGCGGCGGCGGACGACUCCGGCGAGGGUGGGUUGCGCUGCUUGUUGUCGGGGGGGGGGGGGGGGGGAGUUGUCUGUGUCGGGGGAGAGGAAGGGGGUAAGGGGUUGUUUGCUUAGGGUUUAUUUUUGAAUUUUAGAAAGGGUAAUUCAGUAAUUUACGUAUUAAGUUAGUACGAUAGUUAGUAAUUUUUAGGACGACCUUUAACCCUUCAGUAUGACAUUAUUGACGACAUCCGCUAGACCGCUGGGCAGCCCGAGGCAUCCGAGCCAACCAGAAAAGCCAGCCGUAUUUCCGCCUCCAAUUCAAUUCUCUCUCUCUCUCUUUCAUUUUCUUUCCUUCUUUCCAUCUGACCAUCUGAGUUUUACUUUCUCUCCCGGUGAAUUUCCUCCGUCGGCGGCGCGCCGUUGUUCUUCCCGCCGGAGAGCGACACACAAUUUGAAAGAAAGGAGAGCGGACGAAUUUCGUAGCCCUCCGCGGGAAUCUCGGUCUUCCUUCCCAGCGGUGCUCCCCACCUUCGCUCCGUUCCCCUGGGGAAAAAACCCUAGCGAUUCUUCGAUGUGUACGCGUUUGCGGAUCCGCUGAAGAGGAAGGAAAAAGUGGGGAGGAAAGGAAGGAAGGCCCUAGUCACGAGAAAGAGGCGGGAAGCGAAGCGGUUAUGGCGGAGUUAGGGCAACAAACGGUGGACUUCUCCACUCUCGUGAGUAGGGCUGCAGAGGACUCCUUUGUUUCGUUCAAAGAAUUGAUGGAGAAGUCCAGGUCGAGUGAGCUGUCUGACUCCGAGAGGAAGAUUGGGCUGCUUAAGUAUUUGGUUAAAACCAGGCAGCGUAUGCUCAGGCUUAAUGUCUUGGCCAAGUGGUGCCAACAGGUUAGUUUUUAUUGUGCCGUCGUUUGAAUUGGUUGCUCCAAUUUGGUUCUUGAUCGCAUUAAUGAACUCUUCUGUCGAGAAUUGGAAGCUUGAAGGGCUGGAAAUUUUUGAACUUUUCUCGUUCUGAGUUGGCUAGACUAGGGACCUAUUGGUUUUAUGGCUGAUUGUGUGUUGAAAAGGAUAUUACUAGGAAUCUGGCUUGCGAAAUUAUAAUGGAAAUGGUGUUUCACUUGUUAUGGCCGGUCCAGCUUCUCUGCUGUGGGGGAGUGGAACCCUGAGAAGGGUGUUGCAGAACAUGGGGCAGACCAGUUUGUUCAAAUAAUUGUAGCUGACUGGAUUCAUGCCUCAACAUUCACUAUCAGUUACAAUUUGGUUGAAUGGAUCAUUCUUCUAGUGUAACCUCUGUAACAGUGGAGCUCAGUGGGUGGCCGAGUUAGUGGUUCGCUAGGCCGAAAAAGAUAUACAAAUUGGCUUCUCUUCAUAAACCAUUUUGAUUUGCACAAGAGAAGUUUAGGUAUGCCCUUGCUAAUAUGAUUGGUGAAGAAUGAUUAAGAAAUCAUUUAGAGCUUCAUGAUGACUCAUUGAAUUACGGCUCAUAGGAGUAUGAUUGAAUUUGUGUUCGUGCUUGAAAAUUUUGGUAUGGGGCAUCAAAACUUCAGGACAGGAACUGUGAAUUAUUUUGCAUAAAUAUAUUUUCAGAAAACAU
This is a messenger RNA of Linum trigynum, 3402 nucleotides long. The record is from the annotation of a GenBank genome assembly. NCBI's taxonomy places the organism in Eukaryota, Viridiplantae, Streptophyta, Magnoliopsida, Malpighiales, Linaceae.